AUGGAGUUCGCCCACCGCUGCUUCGCGAUGCUAGCCCGAUGGCUCUGCCCGGGGGCCGACGACGAUCACGCCGCCAUAGCCCGGAGGCUCGGCAUGCUGCCCGAGCUCGAUCACGACGACACCCUACCCCUAUGGGCCGAGGCGCAGAAGGCCAUGAAAGCCCGGGCCGAGGCCCGCAACAGCCUGGAGCCGUUCGCGCUCCGCCUGAACAAGCGCCUCGCUGACCACGCCGGCAGGAGCGGCAACCUGCUCUUCUCGCCGCUGUCGCUGGUCGACGCCCUCGGCGCGCCCUCGCAGCACGACCUCACCUGGUACGCCUGCACGCUGGCCGAGCAGGCCCUCGCCGACCAGUCCCGGACGGGUGGCCCGUGCGUCAGCUUCGCGUGCGGCUUGUGGCACCACACCACCAUGCGCCUCCGCCGACGCUACCGCGUCGCCGCCGAGUGGGACUACAAGGCCGUCACCCGCGCCGUGAGCUUCCACCAAGAGCCAAAGGAGUCAAUGGAGCAGAUCAACGCUUGGGUGGUGGCGUUGACGAACGGCCUCAUCCCCUCCAUCGUCGACGGAGAGGCGCCGUCCCACCCCACCGACCUGGUGCUCGUCAAUGCCAUGUACUUCAAGGGACAGUGGAACAAGACAUUCUUCGAUAAGGCACGCCAUCUGUUUCACCGCCUCGGCCGCACCGCCGUCGACGCGGCCUUCAUGCGUGGCUUCGGCGCACAAAGAAUCGCGUGCCAUGACGGCUUCAAGGUGCUCCAGCUGUGUUACAAGCAAGGCACGAAGCACCGGCUUCAAGGAGGUUGCCCCUUGCCCGCCCUGCUGCAGCCGGCGCCGAUCUACUCCAUGUGCGUCUUCCUCCCUGACGCGCGGGACGGGCUGUGGCGGCUCAUCGACAUGAUCGCUUUCGACCCUGAAUUUCUGCGCAAGCACCUGCCGAGGAGCGACGUCGAGGUCGGCGACUUCCGGCUUCCUAAAUUCAAGGUCAGCUUCGGCAUGACGAUGAACGGCAUACUCAGGGGCAUGGGGCUCAAGGAGGCUUUUGAGCCGGGAAAGGCCGAUUUGUCCGACAUGACGGAGGACGGCGCAAGAGAAAGCAGGAGGCUGGAGCAGGUGGUCCACAGGGCCAUCAUUGAGGUGAACGAGGAAGGCACCGAGGCCACGGCUGCCACCAUGGUGGACACUUGCUUGUGUACUAGUCAAGAAGCGGCUCCACCACCACCUCCGCCACCGCUGCAUGCGGACUUCGUCGCUGACCAUCCUUUUGCCUUCUUUGUCAUCGAGGAGGUGUCUGGUGCGAUCCUGUUUGCGGGUCAUGUUCUUGACCCCACGAUCAAAUGA
This is a messenger RNA of Triticum aestivum (bread wheat), 1338 nucleotides long. Its product is annotated as putative serpin-Z6A. The transcript has 3 exons. The coding region runs from base 1 to 1338 and encodes 445 amino acids. Lineage: Eukaryota; Viridiplantae; Streptophyta; Magnoliopsida; Poales; Poaceae. Gene Ontology annotation, molecular function: serine-type endopeptidase inhibitor activity. The record is from RefSeq and is a predicted model, not a curated record.